Molecule: messenger RNA, 1168 nt
Organism: Oreochromis aureus
Lineage: Eukaryota; Metazoa; Chordata; Actinopteri; Cichliformes; Cichlidae
Product: transcriptional repressor scratch 1
Exons: 2
Coding region: 126-968 (280 amino acids)
Biological process (GO): regulation of DNA-templated transcription
Molecular function (GO): DNA-binding transcription factor activity, RNA polymerase II-specific; RNA polymerase II cis-regulatory region sequence-specific DNA binding
Source: RefSeq, a predicted model, not a curated record
UGAUUGGUGUGUCACGGGCGAAUCACCACGCUGGCCUGCCUGUCGGCGAUCGGCUGUGUUUGCGAGUGUGUGUCGUUGUGUUUGUGAGUGCGUGUGUGUGCGCAGCUUGUCGGUGUCUCACCAUCAUGCCAAGGUCUUUCCUGGUAAAAAAGGUGAAACUGGAUGAUUUCUCCACCGGGGCGGAUCUGGAGAACGCCUACCGGCACAGGACAGACCUCAGCCUGCGGCUACAUGACAAAGCUGGUUACAUCAGUGACUACAUCAGCCCUGUUGUGUACGAUGGUGAGAGUGACAGCGGCAUCAAGGUCCCCUCUCCUGAUCCUCUCUACGACGGUAUCCACAGUGACUAUGGGGCUCCCGACUCUGAGUCUCCUGACAGCCCCGGCUCAGAACUCACAGAUGGUUAUAUCAAUGGAGACGCUGCAGUGAGCGAGGGUUACACAGUCGAUGCCUUCUUCAUCACCGACGGCCGCUCAAAGAGGAAAGCUCUCGGCAGCCCCAGGACCAUCCAGAGGCACACCUGCAACGAGUGCGGCAAAACCUACGCCACGUCUUCCAACUUGAGCCGGCACAAACAAACGCACCGCUCGCUGGACAGCAAGCUGGCAAAGAAAUGCCCGACCUGCGGGAAGGUGUACGUGUCCAUGCCCGCCAUGGCCAUGCACCUGCUCACUCAUGACCUCAAGCACAAGUGCGAGGUGUGCGGAAAGGCGUUCAGCCGACCUUGGCUUUUACAGGGCCACAUGCGCUCGCACACAGGGGAGAAACCGUUCGGGUGUGCCCACUGCGGGAAGGCCUUUGCAGACCGCUCGAACCUGCGCGCUCACAUGCAGACCCACUCGGCCUUCAAACACUUCAAGUGCAAACGCUGCAACAAGACCUUCGCGCUCAAGAGUUACCUGAACAAGCACUACGAGUCUGCCUGCUUCAAAGGCCCCUUCUCUCCUCUCGGCCCCCUAGAUGCAUGACCCCCCUAUAUAGAUCAAACGAGACAAAACUGCAGACGUGAAUUACCAUUACCCUUACAGACUUAACUGCAGACACAAACAAUAUAUUUUUGGGUCAGAAUAUGACUUUGCUUUCCCUCCUCACCCCUCCUCACUGGCCCUCUGCCCCCUCCCCCACCUCGCCUCCCUUGGAGCCUAUUCGUGAUAAUGAAUAUGAUGAA